Messenger RNA from Trypanosoma conorhini, 2739 nucleotides. RefSeq lists its product as uncharacterized. Gene Ontology annotation, molecular function: protein binding. The record is from RefSeq and is a predicted model, not a curated record. Lineage: Eukaryota; Euglenozoa; Kinetoplastea; Trypanosomatida; Trypanosomatidae. The transcript has a single exon. The coding region runs from base 1 to 2739 and encodes 912 amino acids.
AUGGCGCUUGGCGCGACUAGAGGUGCAUCCCUAAGGCGUGCGUCCGGCAUGAAUCCAGUGGAGAGCUUCAAGUGUGAGGCACGCUGUUGCUGCGUUGCCGGUGAUGCCGUCUGGAUGGCGGAGUUGAAGGGUGGUAUUGCCGUGUGCGACGCCCAGCGCGGGAACGUGCUGGAGCGUGUUGCUGUUGCUGGUGAAGCCGACGAGCGUGUGCAAUUCAAGUCCAUGGCACUUGUGCAUGAUGAGGUCUGGGCGGGCACGAUCACCGGGGUUGUUCAUGUCUUUGAUGCGCCUGCGAGGCGGUGGAAGCAGUCCAUGACAGUUUUGGGUGUGGAGGCAACGGCGCCACUCUUGUCACUUUUCUUUGACGGCUUUUCGGUUCUGGGCGGCUCUGAAACGGGCCGCAUCGUGCAGUGGAACCCGUUUACAAAGAGGCAGGUGACAGUUUUUGUUGCCCUUGCGCCCGUGACAGCAGUAACAGUUGCCGCAGGCCUCAUCGUCAGCGGUGAUCGCAGUGGCGUUGUGCAGUUGUGGGACCCCCGUAGCGGGGAGGUGGUUUACGAGCACGCGCAAGACGCCUCCGCCGUCACUAGUCUUCUUGCCGAGGCGAGCACAGGAACACUUUGGGUGGGACGACGCAACGGCACCGUUAGCGUCUACGCCCUCGCCUCAACGAUGAGCUUCGCUGGUCGAGUUUCAGUCGGCGACGGCGCCGUGACGUCCAUGUUGGCGGUCAGUGGAAAAGUACUUGCCACCUCCUACGACAGGGCCGUCGUUGUGUUCGCCGCCAGAACACGUGAAGAGCUUAGCCGCGCGACGAUGGCACACGACGCCUUUAUUCACUACGCUUCACGCGUAUACGCCGCAGAGACGGCACGCAUCUGGACAAUUGGGAAUGAUUGUGUGGUUCAUGUGUGGGAUCUGGCGGGAUAUUUUUUGCCAUGUCAGUCACCACCUGCCAUCCGACCUUGCGAUCAGGCGGCUAUGGUGCACGGCGCCAGGGGGGCGUUGACGGUGGAGAACGCGCAGCUGUCCACCCGUGUGGCGGAAUCCUUCAGCCGGGUGACCGAUGCAAAGGAGGAGUUGCGGCAAGCCAGGGAUGAGGCGCAUGAACUGCGACUUCGUCUGAUGUCAUUUGAGCACGUACUCAAGGAAAAGGACGCGGAGAUCGCGUCGCGUGCCGCUCGCGUAAAGGAGCUUGAGGAGGAUGUGAAUAAACUACAGAACACCGUCACGGACAGUAACGCCCGCGCCGAUGCGGCACAGCGGGAGACCAACAUGCUUCGCGCGGACUACCACGCCGCUCUGCGCGACGCCUCGCAGACAAAAACGCAGCUGUCCGCCAAGAUCGCUGAAAAGGCGGGCGUUGAGCAGCAGCUGGCGGCAGUCCGCACGGAGAACUCGCAUCUAGAGAUUCGGCUUCGUGAUCGCGAGGGUGAAGUGUCGCAGUUGAAGGCAGAAAAUGCGCGCCUGCACGCGACGGUGGGGCAGCUUUCGUCGUCACAGUCUGCCGAGCGGGAAUUGCAGCAAAAACAGCUUGCCAGCACGGAGGGUGCCAUGCGGCAGGAACUGGAGGAACUGCGAAAGCGCAGUCAGGUGUUGGGGGGCAUGCUUGUCUCUAUGGAGUACACCAUUCGGCGCAAAGAGGAGGAAGAGCGUGACAUGACGGCACUCAUGAAUGCCCUUCGUCGAAGGGCCGCGGAGCGUGUUACGGAUCCCCAUCUGGCCGCGCUGCUCAAUCUCACGAUGGUGCGUAAUCCCGACCGGUUUGAGAUGGAGUGCGACGAGCACACAAAGUCAUUGCUUCGCGACCGUAAUGGGCCUUUUAUCCAGUUUCUCCAGCUCUUACGCGAUCGUGACCCACAGACGUAUGGGCAGCUGCUUGAGUACCUCCAGCAUCCUGAGGCGGGGUCUCGGUUUAGCGCCCUCUUUGACCAACUUUUUAGCCUCGCACAGAAGGAGGGAGCCGCGUCGGACGACGAUAUUGUGAACUUCAAAAAGAGUUUGCCGGUACUUCUUGACGCAUUGAACAGCAAGAAUGCGGCAGGUUCGCGGGUUGGGGCUGGGGGAGCCACAGGCGACGCCACUCUUGCAGCGGGAGCAGGUGGGGUAAACGUAAACUCUUCUCAGUCACCAAAUUCCGCUGCGGACGUCAAGCAGACCCUUUCUGGGACAGGCAGCGUGGGCUUGGAGGGUGGCGCCUUUGGUAUUGGCUCGAAUGGAAGCACUACUGCCGCUCUCAACGCCGCAACUGCUCUGCGGCCGUCACAGCAACAGCAGACGGCGGUGGGGGCUUUGGGCGUCGGUGACGCAGGAAGGAUACUACCGACGAAUGCCGACGAGUUCAAGAACUUCUUACGAAGCAUGAAUAUCACCGUUGAGGAGCCCGACUUGGUCGGGGCGGGGGCAGGCGGCGUCGCGGAGGACAGUCACCUAAGGCAACUUCAAAAUGCGUUUGAGUUUAUUUUGCAGACACGCCGCGAUUUGGUCCAUCAAAUGGGAAUUCUGCUGAAACGCAUCGUGAAGGCGCGCCAGGUUAUAGAUGCCCUGACGAGUAACGCGCGAGAGGGUUCAUCGCCCACACAACGCCGCCUUUCUGGAAGCGGUGGUGCGCACGUUUGGAGGCAGAAUUUAGGCUCGGUGGCGACCAACAUGUUAGAGGAACUCCAGCGCUUUGUUUCCGGUAUUCUGGCCGUGUACUUUACCGCAGCGGAGAAGCAGCGGCUGGGGAUAGAUGCCUAG